AUGACUGUACCAUAUUCAUUAAAUCGAAAUCAAGAUGAUGAUUUUCAUAUUACAAUUAUAACACAUAAUAAAUCGUUAAAACCUUUAAUACGUUUUAAUUUAAAUAUGAUUGAAUGUUCAAAUAAAAAUUCAUUAUUAAAUUGGACAUCACUUGAAUCAUCAUCAACAUUACAUGGUGAAUUUCUUCGUACAUCAUUUAUUGAUAAAAACUUAAUGUAUUUACAAUCUGGUAAUACAUAUUUAAAAAAUUUAACAGCUAUUGAUUGUUUAACUAAAACAAUGUAUCGUACAGAUGAACAAGAAUUAUUUCAACUUGAUUUACGUAUUGAAUCAACAUUAAAUGAUUAUUGUUCAAAUGAGCAUUUAUGUUAUCCAGAAGAAAAUUAUCAAUGUAAUCUAAUCAAACAUCGUUGUAUAUGUCGACAACCAUUACAAUCUUAUUCAAUUAAAGAAUCGUUUUCAAUAUGUGUACAAGCUGUUGAUAAUAUUGAUCAAUGUACAAUGAUAAAUAAAAGAUGUUUACAAUGGUGUCAUCAAAAUAAUUCAACAACAAAAUGUUUAUGUCCAAAGGAAAUUUCGAAAAAAAAAAUUUCCUAUAAUAAUCAAGCUUAUUGUGAAAGUCGAACGGGUGGAAUAUGUAAUUCAUUUAUUCAAUGUCCAUUAGAAAAUUUAUGUAUACAUGGAACUUGUCAACAUAUUAAUAAUGAAUUCUAUCAAUCAAUUUCUAUGAAUAUUGCUACUAUUUCAAUCAUAGUCUCAUGUCUGAUUAUUUUUAUGAUAAGUGCUAUUUUGGGAAUUGGUAUAUAUAUACUACGUCGCCAACGAUGGAAAAAGCAUUAUCAUUCACCAAUUAGUUCUGUUUGUGCAAAACAACAACAAAUGACUGUACCAACUAUAAGUGAUUACGAUAAUAUAACUUAUGGAGCAUUUCGUGCUAAUAUACAACUUUCAUCUAGUGAUGAUAAUGAUAGUUCACCAAUGACAACUUCGGAUGAUUGUUCAUAUGAACCAAAAAUAGUUUAUCUAGGCGGUGAACAACAAUUAACAGCUAUAUUUGCUUAA
Adineta steineri is the source of this 1062-nucleotide messenger RNA. NCBI's taxonomy places the organism in Eukaryota, Metazoa, Rotifera, Eurotatoria, Adinetida, Adinetidae. The record is from the annotation of a GenBank genome assembly.